AUGGCUGCUAACGACCAGAACGAUGACGGUCAUGACACUGGCAACCUGCCCGACCUAGGGGAUGCGAUCGAUAUUGUGACUUUUAGUCAGAUUCUAGAGAUGGACGACAGUGAAGACGAUCGUGAAUUUAGUAAAUCCAUUGUUUUCGGGUUCUUCGAACAAGCCGAGGAAACAUUUGAGAAAAUGGACACGGCUCUGGAGGCGCGGAAUCUUGAUGAGCUAUACCGACUUGGUCAUUUUUUGAAAGGCUCAUCUGCGACUCUCGGCUUAACUAAAGUUAAGGACAGCUGCGAGAAGAUUCAACGUUAUGGGAAGAAAGAGAACCUCGAUGGCAGCCCAGAGAAGGAUGAGACGCUCUGCCUAUCUCGAAUCACGGAAACUCUCAAGACAGUUAAAUCAGAGUACGCCGACGUAGAGCAGACGCUCAAGAAUUUCUUCAACUCUACCUAG
Molecule: messenger RNA, 450 nt
Organism: Daldinia childiae
Lineage: Eukaryota; Fungi; Ascomycota; Sordariomycetes; Xylariales; Hypoxylaceae
Product: Multistep phosphorelay regulator 1
Exons: 3
Coding region: 1-450 (149 amino acids)
Biological process (GO): phosphorelay signal transduction system; phosphorylation
Cellular component (GO): nucleus; cytoplasm
Molecular function (GO): protein histidine kinase binding; histidine phosphotransfer kinase activity
Source: RefSeq, a predicted model, not a curated record